UUAGCGGAAAACCCCGCCACAAAUAUAGGAAGGAUGGGGAGAGCACUUGUGGCUUCACAUGACCCAGAAGAGAUCGUCUCUCUUAUCAAAUUUUUCCAGGGUGUUUCACCUCCUGUUCGGUUGACAUCACUGUGCUCACAUUGGCAACUGACUAGAAACUUGCGGGAGUUUCAUCGGGGCCUCCCACAGCAGUGGCAAGAUCGCAUGUUUGUCCAUCUGGCAAAAGCCCUAGAGUUACGCUCCCUCAAGUUGUUUGCUCCAUCACUGUUGCUCUUCCAUGCGGUGGAGGCAGAAUUGCGUCUACCACGGGCCUGGCAGCACUGUUGGUGGCCGAGAUGCGCUAUACAGAGGCCCUGCAGGCAGCAGAGUCACUGCCAUUACCAGCCGGUGCCCAUAAGCCUACAGAUAUUAUUGAACUGGCUCGUACCUCCUUACUUGCAUAUUAUGCUGAGGCUGACAAAGAUCAUCGACCAUGUCAAGAGAUGGCUGAACUGUGCUGCACAUUGCUUAUAAACUUGGCUGAGUGGGAUGUCUUCUUGGAGAUUGAGAAACAACACGAGGAUCGAUAGGUGUAUUUGAGGUG
Messenger RNA from Rhipicephalus sanguineus (brown dog tick), 583 nucleotides. RefSeq lists its product as uncharacterized. The transcript is spliced from 4 exons. NCBI's taxonomy places the organism in Eukaryota, Metazoa, Arthropoda, Arachnida, Ixodida, Ixodidae. The coding region runs from base 34 to 513 and encodes 159 amino acids. The record is from RefSeq and is a predicted model, not a curated record.